This is a messenger RNA of Triplophysa dalaica, 1520 nucleotides long. It is a transcript of the gene drc12, whose product is annotated as coiled-coil domain containing 153. The record is from RefSeq and is a predicted model, not a curated record. NCBI's taxonomy places the organism in Eukaryota, Metazoa, Chordata, Actinopteri, Cypriniformes, Nemacheilidae. The transcript is spliced from 7 exons. The coding region runs from base 156 to 764 and encodes 202 amino acids.
GUUAAACAUACAUUGCAAAGCAAAGUUGAAGGUAAGUAUCUGAGUUGCUCAUCGUGAAGACUUCUCUGUGACAGAAUCGACUGCUGUCUUUAGCUCAUGCAUCAGUGUAAACAUCACAGGAAGUUUGAGGGAGGCAGUGCUACAUUUUCAACGCCAUGCCGCCAAAGAAAAAAGGGAAAGCAAACAGCAAAAAGGAAAAGCCUAAAAAGAGUACACCGGAACAAGAUGAUGGACUUACAGAAAAGUACAGGAGGAGUGUCCUAGAUGUGGCUGUUUUAAAAGAGCAUCUUGCUCUGAGGUCCAGUGUUGCACGUCAGGCCACUGCAGCCAGAGAUGACCUGAAAAGUCAAGUAAGAGAUUUGGAGCAACUUCUUACUCAAGAGAGAUCAGACAUGAAGGACAUCAUUGCAGAUCUUAAUCGUCAAUAUAACUCAAUGGAAACGGAUCUGCAGACUAAAGUAGACAGGCUAGAAGUGUGUGUGGACUUCCUUCAGACACAACUGGCCGAGUGUCAGGUUCAGUUAAAAUCCGAGCGAGAGCAACGAGAGCAGAGGGAAGCGGAGAAAGAGGCCAUCAUUUCUGACCUCCAGUGCAAGCUGGACAGCAUGGAGAGAGAGUGCGAGAAGAUCAUGCACGGUUGUCUGGAUAGUUUGCUUUCUCAGCUGGCUGAGACUCGGUUGCAUUGGGAGGAGCAGAGUACAGUCAUUCAUCAGGAGGUCAAGGACACGCUCGUUGACUUCGGGAUAAAUCCACUUUACAUAUGAGGACAUCUGAGGAUACUUGUCUUGAGCCUGGGUUGGGAGCAGAACUCAUUGACAUCAAAUCAGUAUAAAGGCAUGUCAAGAUGCACCAAUAUAGACCUGAUGGGAACAUUUGUAUUUGUUUGAAAAAGUGCCAUUUUAAUUAGUUUGCUUCUUCGUUACAUUUUGCACUAACUAAAAUGUAUUCUUCUUAUGGAUGGUUUAUAGAGUAGUCUAUCUCAGAUUUAAAUUUCACUCCAAUGCAUGUUGUAUAUUUAUAUAAUUGUGUAUGUGACAAAUAAUCUUAAAUCUUUGAACGCUGUCAAACUGAGUUCCCAUUGUUCAAAAAUGAAGGAUGAAGCCACAUGAUAUCACCUUUUCUAGUUAAAUUAUUCCAUUGAGAAGAACAAUUAAUUCCUGCUAUUCUUACAGAAUUUCUGAAAGCAGUCAAAUCUGUUGGCAAUAAUGAAACAUUGUGGUUUCUGAUAAAACCCAGUAUUCAUCACAUGGGAACAUAACAACCUUUUUAUGUCAAAUUAAUAACCUUUUAUUGUGUUAUCAUUGAUCUUUUUAUAGCAUUUUGUAGUACAUUGUCUGCAGAGAUUUGAUUGAGCCUUUACAUUACUAAUGAUCCUACUCCACUCAAAAGUGCAGCUCUCUCUGUGACCAGCAGAUGUCUCUGUUGGUUUAUUUUUCUUGUUUGUUCUUCCAUUGGUCAUUACUAUUUUAUUAAACAUAAUGAAACUCAAAUGCUUCAAAUAAAAUAACUGAAAAACUUUA